AUGCGCAGCGCCGAGAAACCCAGUUUUAGCGACAUGAACAAAGACCUCGACUACGAUGUCCUGAUCAUCGGGGCAGGUCUUUCCGGAAUAUAUUCAUUAUACCGAAUGCACCAACUCGGUCUACGGGCGAAAGUCCUCGAGGCCGGUGGUGAUGUUGGUGGCACGUGGUACUGGAAUCGGUAUCCAGGCGCUCGAUUCGACUCCGAAAGCUAUUCAUACAAUUUUUCAUUCUCACAAGAGCUUCUUGAUGAAUGGAACUGGUCUGAGCAUUUUGCGUCGCAACCGGAGACACUACGGUACUGCGAGUUUGUAUGCGACAAGUUCGAUCUUCGUCGGGAUAUGCAGUUCAACACUCGAGUGACGUCCGCACACUUUCAAGAUGGAGCGAACGCAUGGCGACUUACUGAUGAAAGUGGUCGACAAUAUACAUCUCGAUUCCUGGUCACUUGUAUCGGUAUCUUGAACAACUACACUUUGCCCGCCAUCCCCGGCGUCUCGGAUUUCAAGGGCGAGGCAUUUCACACGGCGCGUUGGCCUCGGGAACAGGUCAACUUUGAGAAUAAGCGCGUCGCUAUCAUCGGUACCGGGGCGACGGGUAUCCAAGCUACCCAGGAAAUAGUCAAGACAGUGGGCCAUCUUACUGUCUUUCAGCGAACUCCAAACUGGAGUCUUCCAUUGCGCAAUGAACGAAUCACACCCGAUGAAAUGCAAGAAAUCAGAUCAAAUUACCCCGAUAUAUUUGACAAGUGUUCUCAGACCUCUUCUUGCUUCAUGCACGUAGCAGAUACGAGGAGCACACAUUCACUCACCUCUGAGGAUCGUGAGAAAUUCUGGAACGAUCUCUACGAGCAGCGUGGGUUUGCGAAAUGGCUCGGAAAUUUCGGUGAUAUCCACACCGACAGAGAAGCAAACGCACUCUUCAGCGAGUUUGUCGCAAACAAAAUUCGGCAACGUGUUAAAGACCCCGUCACAGCUGAGACGCUUAUACCCAAGUGCCACGGUUUCGGAACGAAGCGUGUUCCACUUGAAUCGGGCUACUUCGAGGCAUACAACAGACCGAAUGUCAGACUCGUCGAUGUCAAGAAGGACCCGAUAGAAUGCGUAACGGAGACAGGGAUCCGAACUCGUGAUGAGAAUUUCGAAUUCGAUAUGAUAAUCUAUGCGACGGGCUUCGAUGCCGUAACAGGAUCAUUCACGGCUAUUGACUUCCAAGGUGUGAAUGGGAUCCAGCUUUCAAAGCAGUGGGCUGAGGGUCCACGGACCCAUCUGGGUCUGUUCGUUGAGGAUUUCCCUAAUAUGAUGAUGGUUAUGGGACCGCAUCAGAUGUUUGGGAAUAUUCCUCGUAGUAUCGAGUAUGCUGUUGGGUGGGUGGCUCGGUUUAUUGAAUUUUGUCGGGAUAAUGGUAUUACUUCGGCCGCUACAUCGCAUCAAAAUGUGCUUGAUUGGACAGAGCAUGUGCACACUUGUGCGGAUGGGCUUCUGGCCAAUGAGGUCGACUCGUGGAUGACGGGUGUGAACAAGAAUCUGGCUCAUAAGCAGAAGAGGAUUAUUGCACGUUAUCAAGGCCCGGCUCCGGGAUAUAGGAAACGAGCAGAGGAUGUGGCCGCGAGGAAGUAUUCUGAUUUGACUCUGGCGUGA
Messenger RNA from Penicillium longicatenatum, 1638 nucleotides. RefSeq names its product flavin-containing monooxygenase. Gene Ontology annotation, molecular function: N,N-dimethylaniline monooxygenase activity; flavin adenine dinucleotide binding; NADP binding. The record is from RefSeq and is a predicted model, not a curated record. The transcript has a single exon. Bases 1 to 1638 code for a protein of 545 amino acids. NCBI's taxonomy places the organism in Eukaryota, Fungi, Ascomycota, Eurotiomycetes, Eurotiales, Aspergillaceae.